Molecule: messenger RNA, 936 nt
Organism: Propithecus coquereli (Coquerel's sifaka)
Lineage: Eukaryota; Metazoa; Chordata; Mammalia; Primates; Indriidae
Product: olfactory receptor 6C2-like
Exons: 1
Coding region: 1-936 (311 amino acids)
Biological process (GO): G protein-coupled receptor signaling pathway
Cellular component (GO): membrane
Molecular function (GO): olfactory receptor activity; G protein-coupled receptor activity
Source: RefSeq, a predicted model, not a curated record
AUGAGAAAUCACACAGCAAUAACAACAUUCAUCCUGAUGGGACUGACAGAUGACCCAAAACUACAAGUUGUGCUUUUCAUAUUUUUGUUUGUCACCUACAUGUUAAGUGUGGCUGGGAACCUCAGCAUUAUCACCCUCACACUUUUGGAUUCCCAUCUUAAAACUCCCAUGUACUUUUUUCUCCGAAAUUUCUCUUUCUUAGAAGUCUCAUUCACCACUGUCUGUAUUCCUAGAUUCUUAUACACUAUGACAACUGGAGAUAAUACUGUUACCUAUAAUGCUUGUGCUACCCAAUUAUUUUUUGUUGUCCUCUUUGGAGCGACAGAGUUUUUUCUCCUGGCUGCCAUGUCCUAUGACCGCUAUGUGGCCAUUUGCAAGCCACUGCAUUAUACAACCAUCAUGAACAACAGAGUCUGCACUACACUCGUCCUCUGCUGCUGGCUUGCUGGCCUGUUAAUCAUCCUCCCACCUCUUGGCAUAGGCCUUCAGCUAGAAUUCUGUGACUCAAAUGUGAUUGAUCAUUUUGGCUGUGAUGCAUCUCCCAUUCUGCAAAUAACCUGCUCAGACACAGCAUUUAUAGAGAGAAUUGUCUUGAGUUUUGCCGUGCUCACACUCAUUAUUACCCUAGUAUGUGUAGUCCUCUCCUAUACAUACAUCAUCAAGACCAUUCUAAAAUUCCCUUCUGCCCAACAAAGGAAAAAGGCCUUUUCUACCUGUUCUUCCCAUAUGAUUGUGGUUUCCAUCACCUACGGCAGCUGCAUCUUCAUCUACAUCAAACCUUCAGCAAAGGAAGGAGUGGCCAUUAAUAAGGUGGUGUCUGUGCUCACUACUUCAGUUGCGCCUUUGCUUAACCCAUUUAUCUACACGCUUCGAAACAAACAAGUGAAAGACGCGUUCAAAGACACAGUAAAACGGAUUGCACUUCUCAUAAAGUAA